Trachymyrmex septentrionalis is the source of this 2654-nucleotide messenger RNA. It is a transcript of the gene Nopp140, whose product is annotated as nucleolin 1. Gene Ontology annotation, cellular component: nucleoplasm; nucleolus. The record is from RefSeq and is a predicted model, not a curated record. The transcript is spliced from 4 exons. NCBI's taxonomy places the organism in Eukaryota, Metazoa, Arthropoda, Insecta, Hymenoptera, Formicidae. Bases 114 to 2555 code for a protein of 813 amino acids.
AGUAAGUAGCCACUGCAAGUAGCAAACCCGGCGAAAUAGGAAGCUGAGGAAGCGACGUUCGUCGCGAAUUUAUCGGUCUUCUUUAUUUGCGAUUGGCAUAUAUACCUGGCACCAUGAGUAACGCUGAGGAAUCGUUAGUAGCUGGUCUCGUGUAUAACUAUUUGUUGAAGAAAGAUGCAUCAUUGGCGACGGUUUUUCAGAAGAAGACGAAAGCGCCUAUCCUACGAAAAGAAAUUCCAACAUUAUUGGAAGUAAUUAAGUAUUUCCAAAAGAACUCUUCCAAAAAGAUCCCAUUAGUCACACAAGUAACUAAGGAAAGCAGUUCGGAUUCAAGCUCGGAAAGUGAAGAAGAAACAGGAAAAAAUGCACAAGUUAAUGGCAAAGCAGUGGAGACAGUGGCUCUUAAAAAGAUAGCAAAAUCGUCUUCGUCGGAUACUUCCGACGAAGAAGAUACUAAUGAUCCAGAAGUACGAAAGAAAAAUAUGUUAAAAUUAAAUGCAAGACUACAUGCUCUCUCCGAACGUAUGAAGGAGGAAGAUGAGAAGGAAUCAAUUGAGCUAUCUCGUCGAGCGAAAGAAGCUUCAAGGGCUAUAAUUAAAUCUAUGCGAUUACGGGCCAAUAAAUCUGAUACAUCUGAUUUAUCUUCCAGCGAUUCAUCUUCAACGAGUCCUAACGUUCAAACGGUAAAUUCAAAAAUUACUAAACAGUUAGCAAUGAAGACAUCCACACCCAUAACGAAUGCAGCUUCAAAAACACAAUUACAAAAACAGAAUAAAUCAGCAACAUUGGUUACAAACAAGAGCAAAGGUCGUGAUGUGAAUGCAUUGAAUGAGAAUGUACAGAAAAAACCAGUUGUCAGUAAAUCUACAGUGCCAGCAAAACAAAUUACCAUGGAAGAAUCUUCUAGCGAUGAUGAUAGCAGCGACGAACAGCAGUCUGUUGAGAAAUCAACUUCGUCGGCAACUGCUGUGCAAAAAAAUUCUUCUUCGAGCGAAGAAGAGAGCAGCGAAGAGGACGUUAAGACAGUCGCAACAAAAGCUACUGUAACUUUGAAGACACAGAAUCAGAAUAAGCCAGCAAAAGCAGUUAAAAAAUCGGAGUCGUCAUCAAGUGAAGAAAGCAGCGACGAAGAAGAAACGCCUCAAAAAGUAGCUCUCAAUAAACCAGCUGCACCAGUAAAAUUAACUACCAAGAAAGAGUCUUCAAGCGAAGAUAGCGAUGAUAGCGAUGAUAGCGAAGAGGAGCAGCCUGUUAAGAAACCAACUCCAGCAGCCACCACCAAGAAAACAACUCCAGCAGUCGCUGCUAAGAAAACAACUUCAGCAGUCGCCACUAAGAAAACAAAAUCUUCCUCGAGCGAAGAAAGUAGCGAAGAUGAAAAACCUAUUAAAAAACCAGCUCUUUCUAAUCAAAGUACUGCUAAUAAAAUUAGUUCUGGAAAGAAAGAUUCGUCAAGCGAAGAUUCAGAAGAUGAAUCUGAUGAAGAAGAAAACUCAGCAACAAUGAUAGUAACAAAAGCAGCGCUUGAGAAAACGCCAGUUAUCGCUAAUCGAAAUACUAACAAAAUUAGUUCUGUAAAGAAAAAAGAUUCAUCGAGCGAGGAUUCAGACGAUGAAUCUGAUGAAGAAGAGAAACCAGUAACAGUGGCACCUAGUAAAACGCCAGCUCUCACUAAUCAAACUGCUAGUAAAAUUAGUUCUGUAAAGAAAAAAGAUUCGUCAAGUGAGGAGUCAGAGGACGAAUCUGAUGAAGAGAAACCAACGACAAUAGCAAUAUCGAAAGUGGCGAUUAAUAAAACACAGAAAAAGGAAGAGUCUUCUAGCGAAGAUUCAGAUGAUUCAGAAGAUGAGGCACCGACAACAGCACCGGCCAAGAAAAUCGCCAAAAAAGAAUCCUUGAACGAAUCUGACUCCAACAACUCCAAUAAAGAGAAGAUGAAAGUUCACACACCAGCUGAGAUGAACAAGGGACAAAAAAGGAAACAUGCUGAUAAUGAUGAAGAAAAAACACCAGCAAAAGCUGCAAAAAAUAACUAUGGCAACUUUGUGAAAGCUAAUAGUAGCUUUAAUGAAAAUAAGGAUGAAGAUGAUAACAGUUUUAAAAAACAAAACGAACGAGGUGGAUUUAGGGGUGGAUUUAGAGGCGGAAGGGGAGGUUUUCGAGGAGGACGUGACGAGGGUGGUCGUGGCGGUUUUCGAGGAGGACGUGACGAGGGUGGUCGUGGCGGUUUUAGAGGCGGACGUUUUAGUGGCGGCGAUCGGGGUGGACGUUGGAGCAACAGUGGUGAUAACGCUGGAUAUAGGAACAACGAUAAUGAUAGGGGUGGUCGCGGAGGUCGUGGUGGUUUUAGAGGUGGUCGUGGUGGUAGAGGUGGCGGUAGAGGUGGUUUCGACAGAAAGUCUUGGGGAGGAAAUAGGGAUAAUGACGGACCCAGAAGAUCAUGGGGAAACAAUGAAAAUAAUGAUAGAGGAAGUUUUAGGGGUGGUUUUGAUAAAAGAAAAUCUUUCGAUAUAGCAGGUCCACCUCAAAAUAAAAGAAUCACUUUUGAUGAUUAAUAAUAAAGAUGUAUAUAAAGAAAGGUGCAAGAGGAUCAUGGGGGGAACGCGCUAAUGAAGUAUUGAAGUUUACAAAGGGCAAGAAGUUUCGACAUGAGA